This is a messenger RNA of Dermacentor andersoni, 5015 nucleotides long. RefSeq names its product lysine-specific demethylase 2B-like. Gene Ontology annotation, molecular function: protein binding; DNA binding; zinc ion binding. The record is from RefSeq and is a predicted model, not a curated record. Lineage: Eukaryota; Metazoa; Arthropoda; Arachnida; Ixodida; Ixodidae.
CACUUGAAGUAUUCGCCGUGGUGUAGUAUCCGCAUAUGCUUAUUUUCUCUAAAUUUGGCCACAUUCGCCAUUCGGCUGCGGCAGGCUGCGGUCAGUAGUACGGUUUGCUAUCUCCAGGCGGCAGCACAGGUGCUGGCCGCAUUUCUCUUUCUAUUUUGUUCUGUCGUUUUCCCCCAAUCAAAACAUCGCGCCCAUGACAGACGAUCAUGGCGGAUACCGAUGUGAAUGCUGAAAAAGAUCCUUCGGGAUCGACGUCCCUCUCGUCGAAGCGGGUGAAGGAGCGACGACACUACACCGAGGACUGUUUGCAAGACGACGAGAUCGAAGGCCGCAGAAUGUUCACCGUGGAGGAUAAAGUGACCAGCCCGGCGUUCACCUGUUCGUUCGUCAAAGAGAUGAAGGGUGAAGACUUUACUCUGAAGUAUCUACAAGAACAUGGCUUUGAGUUCCCCCUGCUCUUCAAGAGCAAAGCAAACAUGGGAAUGAGGUUGCCGAGCCAUAAUUUCACAUGUAACGACGUUAGACAGUGUGUUGGGAGUCGCAGGAUCCUGGAUGUGAUGGAUGUGACAACCCAGAAGGACAUUGAGAUGACCAUGAAGGAUUGGUGCCGCUACUUUGAGAACCCAAACAGGGACAAACUGCUCAAUGUGAUAAGUCUCGAGUUCAGCCACACCAAGCUGGAGAACUACGUGGAGUCCCCGAGCCUGGUUAGACAAGUAGACUGGGUUGACGUCGUGUGGCCACGACACCUAAAAGAAAGCCAGACCGAAGGAACCAACGCCAUCGAGGACAUGAAGUACCCCAAGGUUCAGAAGUAUUGUCUGAUGAGUGUGAAGGGCUGCUACACAGACUUCCACAUCGACUUUGGGGGCACAUCGGUCUGGUAUCACCUUCUCCGGGGCCAGAAGGUGUUCUGGCUGAUACCUCCAACCAAGCGCAACUUCCAGCUGUACGAACAAUGGGUCCUCUCAGGAAAACAAGGGGACGUCUUCUUUGGUGAAACUGUGGAGAAGUGCGACCGCGUCACCCUUAACGAGGGUGACACCUUCUUCAUUCCCACUGGAUGGAUUCAUGCUGUGUACACUCCAGCAGAUGCACUGGUGUUUGGUGGAAAUUUCUUGCACAGCUAUGGCAUUGAGAAGCAGUUGCAAAUAUGCCAAAUUGAAGAUGCCACGCAUGUGCCUGUCAAGUUCCGGUACCCCUUCUACCGUGAGAUGCUGUGGUACGUGCUGCAGCGCUACGUCCAGUGCCUUCUCGGCAUCAACCACCUCACCUGCAACGAGGAUGGUGACCCGAUUGAUGCUACCAAGAGGGGCUCCUCCCAACAUAUGCAGGCGCAGCAGCAAGGUGCUACUGGUGGGCGCUCUUUUGAUGGCAGCUCGUUCCUGGACCUGAGCACGCUGUCGCCUAAGCCAAAUGGUGCCGGUGCUGGCAGUCCCACGGUCCCCAACGAGGACUCGCUAGACUCUGCAGAGGAACCAUGCCGCCGGAGCUUUCCCCCAGGUCACGUGCACCUGACACGAAGAGAGGUGGAUGGUCUUCGGAUGAUCAUCCGCUGGCUUCAGAAGUUGCCACCCAACAAGAAGUUUGUACCUGAUUUGGUGAGGGAUCCUGAUGCACUGCUUGCUGAUGCAAAGCGCCUGGUAAAGGAGCACAAGCAUGAUGAUCCAGUGCUUGCAAUCACUGACAAACCGGUGCUGUUCUGGUCUGAGAGCAAGAAGAAGAGCAAGCCGCGAGUGGGUCUGCCCCCGCUGGGAGGCAAGGGGUCGUCCAAGGGGGGCCGGGGCUCGGACAAGGACAAGAAUGGGGCCCGGCGGCGGCGCACGCGCUGCAAGAAGUGCGAGGCCUGCCUGCGUGCCGACUGCGGUGACUGCCACUUCUGCAAGGACAUGAAGAAGUUUGGCGGGCCCGGCCGCAUGAAGCAGUCCUGCAUCAGCCGCCAGUGCAUGGCUCCCGUACUUCCGCACACAGCGUGCUGCAUGCUGUGCGGGCGAGACGGCUGGGAGAAGGGCGCCCCGCAGCCCGGCUCGGACCAGGAGGCUUGCUCGUCGCUCAUGGAGUGCUCCCAGUGCUGGGAAAUCGUGCACCCAGCGUGUCUAUCCGAGCGCAACCCACAUCUCGUGGGACUGCAGGGCAACGUCAGCGAUGACCUGCCCAACAGCUGGGAGUGCCCAAAGUGCUGCCGCGACGGGAAGCCCGACCAGGUCAAGCCACGGCACACUCGAGGUAGAAUGUCGAAAGGUCCACAGGAUGGGAAGUCUGAGUGCGAGUACCUGCCGGGUCUGGAAUCAACGCCACCAGUUCCAGGCAACCCUGCGCUCAACUUGACGUUGAGACCGUACGAGGCGUCGGGCGAGCUUUGCACAAGCGAGCUUGAUCCAUGCGGUGCUCCACCAAAAAAGAAAAUCAAGACAGAAGGACCUCAAGAACUUCUCGAGUAUGACGGCGUGCCUUUGUCAGACAAGCCGGUUCAGCACCUGCCAGCAGCAGUCAAGAACGGAGAUGCGAGCGACGAGGAAAUGUACGAGAGUGCAGAGGCAGCAUUAAGCAGGUCGCGCAAGGAUGACUACGUCCGAUCUUGUGCCCGGCUGACCGUUGUCCCGGGGGACAAGAUCUCGGCGACAAGCUCCCACGACCAGGUGGUAAAGUCGAUGCGCAGCUUGCACAAAGGUUCAGAGCCAGAGUUCGCCGAGGCAGCGGCCAUCCCUGCGGUUCCUGCUGUGUCGGCCAUUCCCAGCGAGGAGCCUGAGGUGAAGAAUGGCUUGGCAGCCAUUGCUGCCAACCCCCAAAGUGUCGAGAACAGAGACGACAGGAAUUCUUCAACCACCACCACAAAUGGGGCCACUGCACCUGACCUCCACAUCACGAGCAUGACCUGCGGGCAGCCGCCGGACUUCAAGUUCAAGAUGACCCUGCGAGACCGCGGUAACUUGCGCAAGCCUCUGCACUUAGUUCGACCUGCACCGCUCCCUGAAGAUGUGGAGAAAGCCAAGCAGCCUGUGCAGAGAGUGCAGCUGGAGGACGGCACCACAUGCUACGCGCUGAUGCGCGAGGUGAUGGUGCCCGUCAUGCGCUACCUCGGUCCCCAGGACUUGUCACAGUGCCAGCUGGUGUGCAAGGCAUGGAACCGAUGGUGUGUGGAACCUGGCAUGUGGCGCCGGGUGGAUCUGUCGCGGCGCCGCGUGACGGCACUGGCGCUGGCGGGCAUCGUAAGAAGGCAGCCCUGCUGCCUGGACCUGGCCUGGACCAAUGUCUCGGCGAAGCAGCUCAGCUGGCUGCUGCCACGCCUGCCGCACCUGCGAGAGCUGGGGCUGAGUGGGUGCUCGGCGGCUGCCGUGGUUGCUGCACUGCGUUCAGGCGUCUGCCCCCGCCUUCGCUGCCUCGACCUCAGUUGGGUCGAGGGGCUCGGAGACCAGGCGGUGCGAGAUUUGGUGGCACCCGAUGCUCGCUCCAAGCCCCGUCUUCUUGUUGAGGUCCGGCUCGCGGGCUGUGACAUCUCGGAUGUGGCGGUGCGCUUGCUGGGGCACCAACUGCCAAACUUGAGCCGUUUGGACUUGUCCAACUGCCGCGGUGUCACGGACAUGGGUAUAGCAGUGCUUGGAGCUGCCAAGGCGUCACGACUCACAGCGCUUGACGUUUCACGGUGUGCCAAUGUGUCGGACACAGGCCUUGAGGCGUUGCGACGUUGUGUAGGCCUGCGCCACUUGGAUCUCAGAGACUGCCCGCAAGUGACCGAUGCAGCCUGCCGCCGCUUUGUAGCACAAAGCCGCCUCCCUGUCGUCCUCAAGGAGAGCAAGCUCAUACAAGUCGCCACUUCAUAGGAAGCGACCUCUCUUGCUCUCCCUUUCCGACUUGUUCCACAACGUAUUAAGUCUCUGGUUAUUUUCAUUUCAUACAGAUCUCCCAUUUGGGCUGCAGAGUUGAUACGGGCAGUGACGCCACUUUCUAGCUAGCCAUGUAAACCCAAAAACAGCAACAUUCGUUGAUCAGUGCUGUUCUGGCAGUUGAUUCGAAUGUGCUUGGAAUGUUUGAAGGAAGCAUAGUACACUGUGAACUGCUCGAGAAUUGUUUUUAAACUACAGGCAGUAAAUUUGAGCUCUUGAAGCAGCCUGUCAAACUCGGGCUGCCUUCUCUUCUGCAGACUAAUUUUCAAUUUUACCCUAUAGCCGAAGCAGACUUUUAACACCUCAAGCACGGUUUCUUCUUUUUUUUUUUAGAACAGUCAUGGCUGUCGUUGCUGUGUUCACAUGUUUGAUCUUCUCGUCACUUUGAGUGUAGUGGGGGGCUUUAUGCUGGCUUCCUACUGACAAAGUACCUCAAGUGCACCUUCGUUUGUUGUUGUUUGAGGCCAUCGUUCAAGACCUCUAGCAUUAAGCCAGUGUUAUGCUUUCCUCAGUUUUUUUUUUUUUUUUUUACACGUUAACUGUACCUUUCAUAUAAUGCGCAAUCUUUGUUGAGCAUUUUGUAUACUUCAGACAGGACUCUUCAUUAAGCAGUUUUAAGCGCUCUUCCUAGAAGUCUGCUCAUGUUUUGUACAUUUAGUUUCAUUUAGAUUGUGUUCUCGUUGGCAUUCAAUUCUUUGCAGCUGACAUUUAUUUUACUGUGCUGUGGGCAGUAGUGGCUGUUGCAUUUCUUGAAGCAAAGUUGCUGUCAACUUGUUUUGUGCAGUAGUGCGUGGUAGCACAUAACCCAGAGAUUGUAGCAUUGUAUUUUUUCUCGCUUGUAUCAUGUAAUUUAUUGAACCCUUCAUAUUCAUUCUUGUCGCUGCGUGCAAAAGCUCAUGGCAGUUCAUCACAAAAUUCUUGUGAAACCAUCAUUAUUUGUAUGCAAAGUUGCAAGUUGUAAAUACUACCAGAAGCCAUCUACAACUUUGGUGAGCACAAGACACCGAGUGGCUGUGUCAUUUUCGUUGCAUUAUUGCUCAUUAGCGUGUUUGUGUGUUGUACAUAAAUGAAGCCAGUGUUGCUCAUGAUAUGUAAAACAGUUGGCUCAGUAAAAUUUUGUAGGUAAGUGCG